GGUGCGAACCCCAAACCAAGAGGCAAAAAACCCUCGCCCUGGGUCUUUACAAAGCUUUGCCUGGGCGGAUGGUCUCCCUCUUAGAUCCACUGUGGGUGCACUGCUGGCCUCCAAGCUGGGGUGGAAAUUCUAUGAUGCCGACGAUUACCACUCCGAGGAGAAUCGGAUAAAGAUGGGGAAAGGGGUGCCACUGAGCGACCAGGACAGGAUUCCAUGGCUUUGCAGCUUGCACGACAUUUUACUAAGAGAUGUGGCUUUGGGACAGCCCGUCGUUCUAGCCUGUUCAGCUCUGAAGAAAAUGUACAGAGACAUCUUGAUCCGAGGAGGAAGCGAUGCGCCUCUGAAAGGCGAUGACUCGGCGAAGGAGGAACCGCUGGCUGGCGGGCAGCUCCUGGUGGUCUACCUCUGCGGGUCAUUUGACGUCAUUUAUGAACGCUUGCUCCAAAGAAAAGGACAUUUUAUGCCGCCCGAGUUACUACAGUCACAGUUCAGUAUUCUGGAGCCCCCAUCAGCUCCCGAAAACUUCAUCCAAAUCAGUGUGGACAAAGGUCUCCCGGAGAUCACUGCUGCCGUUAUGGAAGCCCUCAGAUGAAGUAUUGUUUCCAAGCUCCUCACCCAUGGUGUCUUCUAAAUUCUUUGUUUUAGAGACAGGGUUUCUCUGUGUAGACAAGGCUGGUCUGGAACUCAGAGAUCUACCUGUCUCUGACACCUCCCUUCCCCCCAGGGCUGGGAUUAAAGGCAUGCACCACCAUCGGGCUGUAUUGUAAAUUCUUAAUUGGGAACAAACCGCAGUUCGUGGAGGUGGGGUAGUUGUUUGACUGUAUUGGGAGUUUGUGGUGUGCUUGGCAGUGUGCAGCUGUGGCAGGACAAGGGGAGGAUGUUAAAAGUUAAAAACAGGCUGGAGAGAUAGCUCAGUGGUUAAACGCACUGACUACUCUUCCAG
This is a messenger RNA of Grammomys surdaster, 943 nucleotides long. RefSeq names its product IDNK gluconokinase (gene Idnk). The coding region runs from base 173 to 592 and encodes 139 amino acids. Gene Ontology annotation, molecular function: gluconokinase activity. NCBI's taxonomy places the organism in Eukaryota, Metazoa, Chordata, Mammalia, Rodentia, Muridae. The transcript is spliced from 5 exons. The record is from RefSeq and is a predicted model, not a curated record. Gene Ontology annotation, cellular component: cytoplasm.